This is a messenger RNA of Vicia faba (fava bean), 1914 nucleotides long. Lineage: Eukaryota; Viridiplantae; Streptophyta; Magnoliopsida; Fabales; Fabaceae. The record is from the annotation of a GenBank genome assembly.
AUGUCGGCAACCAAAGACAAAGCUACAAUGGAAAAUAGCGACGAUGAGGCUAACAUUGAACCGGUGAAGGCUAACACCAUUGAUGAGCUCCAUUCGCUACAAAGGAAGAAAAAUGUUACUCCUAACAAAUCUAAGAACGAUUUAGAUGAUUAUUCCGGACAAGAGCGUCACAAACAACAACUUGAAUCUAUCAGUGCAUCUCUAGCAUCACUGACAAGAGAAACUGGACCCAAGGUAGUGAGAGGAGAUCCAGCUCUGAGAACACAAACACAGAGGGUUGCUCAUGUGCCUCACCAACGUAUCACACCAACUAUUGCUGUCAGUGAUAGUGCCCUCAAGUUCACUCAUGUUCUCUAUAAUCUCUCCCCAGCAGAACUUUAUGAGCAAGCCAUAAAGUACGAGAAAGGAUCGUUCGUAACUUCAACCGGAGCCUUGGCCACGCUUUCAGGGGCCAAGACUGGACGGUGUCCGAAAGAUAAGCGUGUCGUGAAGGAUGACCUCACUGAGAAUGACCUUUGGUGGGGAAAGGGUUCUCCGAACAUUGAAAUGGAUGAGCACAGUUUCAUGGUGAAUCGAGAAAGAGCUGUUGAUUACUUGAACUCUUUGGAUAAGGUUUUCGUGAAUGAUCAAUUCUUGAACUGGGAUCUAGAGAACAGAAUCAAAGUCAGGAUUGUUUCUGCUAGAGCUUAUCAUUCACUUUUUAUGCAUAACAUGUGCAUUCGACCGACUCCUGAAGAGCUUGAGAAUUUUGGAACACCGGAUUUCACUAUCUAUAAUGCAGGACAGUUUCCGUGUAAUCGUUAUACACAUUACAUGACAUCUUCUACGAGCGUAGAUAUUAAUCUUGCGAGGAAAGAAAUGGUGAUUCUUGGAACACAAUAUGCUGGUGAAAUGAAAAAGGGUCUUUUUAGUCUCAUGCAUUAUCUCAUGCCGAAGCGCCAAAUCCUCUCGCUACACUCCGGUUGCAAUAUGGGCAAAGAUGGUGAUGUUGCUCUCUUCUUCGGACUCUCAGGUACCGGAAAAACCACUCUUUCGACGGAUCACAACAGGUAUUUAAUCGGAGACGAUGAACAUUGUUGGAGUGAGGAUGGUGUCUCAAACAUUGAAGGGGGUUGCUAUGCAAAGUGCAUUGAUCUCUCUAAGGAAAAAGAACCUGAUAUCUGGAAUGCAAUUAAGUUUGGUACAGUUGUGGAGAAUGUUGUUUUUGACGAUCAUUUUCGAGUAGUUGAUUAUGAAGACAAAUCAGUUACAGAAAAUACUCGCGCGGCUUAUCCAAUUGAGUACAUUCCAAAUGUGAAGCUACCUUGUGUUGGUCCUCACCCGAAGAAUGUGAUACUAUUAGCAUGUGAUGCAUUUGGUGUGCUUCCACCAGUUAGUAAGCUAAGCUUAUCACAGACAAUGUAUCAUUUCAUCAGUGGAUAUACAGCUUUGGUGGCUGGGACAGAAGAGGGUAUAAAAGAGCCGCAAGCAACGUUUUCAGCUUGUUUCGGUGCAGCAUUUAUAAUGCUACAUCCUACAAAAUAUGCAGCCAUGCUUGCUGAAAAAAUGCAAAACCAUGGUGCUACUGGAUGGCUUGUUAACACUGGUUGGUCUGGUGGAAGCUAUGGUUCUGGAAAUCGCAUUAAACUAUCCUAUACAAGAAAAAUUAUUGAUGCUAUUCACUCUGGAAGCCUCUUGAAUGUCGAGUACAAGAAGACUGAGAUUUUUGGACUGGAGAUCCCUACUGAAUUGGAGGGAGUCCCCUCAGAAAUUCUCGACCCUGAGAACACGUGGUCAGACAAAGCAGCAUACAAAGAGACAUUGUUGAAGCUGGCUAGAUUGUUCAAGAAGAAUUUUGAAACCUUCACUGACUAUAAGAUUGGUGAAGACAACAAAUUGACAGAAGAUAUUCUUGCAGCUGGUCCAAUCUUUUGA